Messenger RNA from Mandrillus leucophaeus (drill), 1525 nucleotides. It is a transcript of the gene PRR4, whose product is annotated as proline rich 4 (lacrimal). The transcript is spliced from 3 exons. The record is from RefSeq and is a predicted model, not a curated record. Lineage: Eukaryota; Metazoa; Chordata; Mammalia; Primates; Cercopithecidae. Bases 959 to 1402 code for a protein of 147 amino acids.
AGUUGGGAGCAACUCCAGAGCCUCCUUCAAGAUGCUGCUGGUCCUGCUGUCAGUGGUCCUGCUGGCUCUGAGCUCAGCUCAGAGCACAGAUAAUGGUAAAAAAAAUUAUUUUAAAAAGGAGAUGGGGAGUGGGAUGACGGGCUGUGACUCUUCCUGGCCCUCAGGGGUUCACCCCACACCACUGCAGAGGAAGAGCAGGAUGGAAGGAAGGAGGUUGAGAAGAAGGGUAAGGCUUCAGAGCUCUCAUUCCAAGGAUGACAUCUGUUGUGCCCCUCAUUCCAUCCCAAGGCCUGAUACUUUAUUUAAUAUACACUUGGAACCAAAUAGAGAAUUUCACUUAGAGGAAUGACAAAGUAAGAUUUGUAUUUUUAGAAAGACCUGGCUGUGCUGUGAAGGAUGCAAUGGAGAAUGCAAGACUGAUCCAGGGAAGUCCAGCUGUGAAGAUCCUACAGUAAUCUCAGUGGACAGUGAUGAUAGUGUCCUUGCUGUACAGGGGAUGCAACAUCGAUGAAAGAGAUAAACAAACAUCAGAGUACUUUCAGACAUAGAGGACUGGAAGAUAAAUUUGUGUGUUUCUACAUAGUGGUAUAGAAAUAUCAGGUCCCCAAAUUCCCAUUUUCUUCCAAUCACAUUUAAAAUUUCAAUAUGUUGCUGGCAGUACAUGUACAUGAUUGUGUCCAAAUAUUUACUCCUGGUUGCUCCUCUUGGGGAAGCUUGUGAGUAUGAUCAAAAUAUUUAGAGAAGGAAUAAGGUAGAAGACUAAAAUAUGACUUGAAAACACCCAGAGCAGUUUGCCUAAAUUAGCAUUAGGGUUUGAGGGAUCCUAAGGAUGACAAAAAGGGACUCUUCUAUGUUGACUUCAUGGUUGAUGCUCAGUGGUAGUAACAAUCCUGCCUCCCCUAACAUCUUCCUCCCCUUCCAGUAGCUUCACAGAAGAUGGUUGACAAGGUAACUUAGGAUGCACAGGGUGUGGCCAGAAGACCCCUUUCCCUAUAGGCCACUUGUGAGCCCUGAAAGAUUUAUGAGGAAAUGUUUACUUCAUCCUGUACUUCUUUUCCUAGAUGUGAUCUCUGAAGACUUUACUCUCACCUCACCAGAUGUAGAGGACUCAAGUCAGAGCCCAGAUCAGGGACCCCAGAGACCUCCUCCUGAAGGACUCCUACCCAGACUCCCUGGUGAUAGCUGUAACCAAGACGAUGGUCCUCAGCAGAGACCACCACAACCAGGAGGCCAUCACCGCUAUCCUCUCCCACUUCCUUUUCAAAAUCAACGACGACGACCCCAACGAACAGACCUUCACCGCCCUCUACCCCGACUUCCUCCUGUAAGGCUGGAGGAAGUACCAGCAUUCUUCCAGGGGGACAAACCGCCAAGACAUCUCCAGGACCAGCCACGCUGGUAGUAAUCUAGAAUUCAACGACAGAAAAUAAAUAAGAAGAUAACUUCCUUCAGAAAGCCAUUACAUUGAAAUAAUGUGGUCAUAACUCUUUCUUCAGUAUACCAAUAAAAUACUAACAGCAUGCAA